Molecule: messenger RNA, 1219 nt
Organism: Caenorhabditis sp. 36 PRJEB53466
Lineage: Eukaryota; Metazoa; Nematoda; Chromadorea; Rhabditida; Rhabditidae
Source: the annotation of a GenBank genome assembly
AUGGGUUUGUUCGGAGUCACUUGCAAUAGUCUCAUCAUUUACGCGUUCAAAAAAGACAAAGCAAGCCGCAGCUCUUUCAAUCUCAUUUGUUUGUUCCGGGCGUGCAUCAAUCUCUACGUGCUCAUCACUACUUUUCUGAUUUACUUCCUACCAACCGCUUUUCUGUAAGUGUUCUGAAACCAAUUCAGGCUCUAAAUGCAUGUUCAGUGGCUAUUCGCUUUACAAUCCUGUCGUCGAAGCCUUCCUGAUCAUCUUCUCAAACACGUUUUACCUUGGAAACGAGUACCAGACCAUUCUGGUCGCUGUCAACAGAUUCUGCGCUCUUUUUAAACCUCUCUAUUACUCAAAGUUCUUCGGAUUCCGACCCACUUUAGUGAGACACAAUCAGAAACCAAAGAUCUAAAUGAUCAGAAACCGUUUCAGGUUGCCCUUUGCAUGAUUUACGGCUACCGCUUCGUGUCGCUUUUCAUCCAAUCGUUCUUUUAUUUCAAAGAAGAUACUCCAACAGAUGUCCAGUGUUUCAUAUUUUUUUCGCCUGAAAAGCUGAGUUGGACAUUAACAGAAGACCCGGCUUGCUCUGAAGACGACAAUAUUCUUCUCGUGGUUUCUAUCACUUUCGUCACUGUUCUAUGUUUGAACAUUGCGAUUUUCACCAAAAUCAUACUGUACCAGAAGGUGAGUAAUGCUGACGGCCAAGCAAAUGACUUGUCGAUGUCCGAUCAGACCCAAACUUGCCCAACUAUGAUUCUGGGUUCGGAGUUAUGAACAAAAGUCCAGGUCUUAGUAGGUGAUCGUAAAGCAUUUUACCCAGUUUUUGUGUCAGAGAUACAUUGUUGUACGAGUAGUUUUCCAGUCAACGGCACGAGAAGGAAGAAGGAUAACAUCGGCGGAGAGGAGGAACAUCAUGCUAUUUCUGCAGACAGUGUUGCAGGACUCAUUGUACGUCAUUGACCUCACUUUCACAUUCAAACUGAGCGGACUCUCGAACGCGCGGCUCUGGACGUUCAUCAGCGGAACACUUGUGUGGGAGAGCUUGCAUUCGCUCGACGGGUCAGUCCGUCUCUUCCCUCAUCGAGAAGGCUCUUUCCUUUCCAGAUUCAUCAUGAUUCUCUUCAACGAACGUCUCUCGUUCCUCCGAUCGCUCUUCCGCUCAACGCCGUCGUUUCCCGUUUCUGAAACUGCUCCGUCGGCAGUUACACCUCUUCCGCGAAUCGACUGA